AUGUCCCACCGAACAAACGGGCACGCGAAGGGGUCGAUGUCACAUCGCAUCACCAACAUCCUGAGCGAUGACUACGAGGAGCUACCCAUGUAUAAAGACAAACCACACUAUCCUCCCUCGCGGCGGAAAAAGAUGUACCAGCGUCGGGGUCCCCAGGUAGCAAUCGCACUGCUCCUUCUCUCGUUCCUAUACUACACCGGCUACCUCCCAUCCGGCCGCUCGCCUCGGCCGCCGCAUACACACCACCAUUACCACCAUGGCACGCCCUCGAAAGAUCCUGCACUAUGGGCCGCCCGAGCAGACGAGGUCCGCUCAGUCUUCAAGACCACAUGGGCCGGCUACGAGAAAUACGCGUGGGGUCUCGACGAAUACCACCCAAUCUCCAAGUCCGGCCGCAACAUGGUCGAAGGCGGCAUGGGCUGGAUCAUCGUCGACGCCCUUGACACCGCCAUCCUUAUGAACCUCACCACCGAGGUCAGCCGCGCACGCGAGUGGAUCCGCACAAGUCUGCACUACACCGCCGACCACGACGUCAAUACGUUCGAAACCACCAUCCGCAUGUUGGGUGGCUUAUUGAGUGCGCACUGGCUGAGCACUACAUACCCACACCUCGCGCCACAAACCGAUGAUGAUGUGCUGCAGCCCGGCGAGGAUCUGUACAUCGAAAAAGCAACACACCUCGCCGACCGCCUACUCGGCGCCUUCGACACACCCAGCGGCAUCCCUCUGGCUUCCAUCAACCUCAACACCUCCCUCGGCAUUCCUGCCGGCGACGGCCUCAGCUCCACCGCUGAAGCCGCCACUCUACAGCUGGAAUUCAAGCACCUCAGCAAAAUCACCGGCGAAUCCGUCUACUGGGAGACGUCCGAGAAAGUCAUCAAAGUCAUCGACGAUUUACAGCCUGAGGGCGGGCUGGUGCCUAUUUUCAUGAGUCCGCAGACGGGGACGUUUCGCGGGCAGAAUAUCCGGUUGGGGAGUCGAGGGGAUUCGUACUAUGAGUAUUUGUUGAAGCAGUGGUUGCAGUUUCGGGGUUCGGAGCCGGUCUACCGUGAGAUGUGGGACGAAGUCUUAGAUGGGAUCAAGCGGUAUCUGGUGACGUGGACUAAGCACGGGAACAUGACGAUUAUUGGGGAGCGCCAGAAUGGGUUGAAUCACGAGCUGACGCCCAAGAUGGAUCACCUGGUUGCUUUCAUGCCCGGGACGAUUGCACUGGGUUUGACUAAUGGGACGACGGUGGAAGAAGCGAAGCAGAAAGGCAUGUGGACGAGACAUCAAGAAGCAGAUCUGGCGUUCGCGAAAGAGCUGAUGAAGAGCUUCUGGGCGAUGUAUAAGGGCACCGCCACCGGACUAGCCCCCGAAAUCGCCUACUUCCACGUGGAUAGCCCGCCGAGGCAAUGGUCCUUCGAAGAAGGCUGGACAUUACCUCAAAGUAACACCGAUGACUUCGAUGAUGUCGCCGAAAGCACUUCUUCCAGCGCCACAACAUCCACUUCGGCCCACGACCACGAUCAUGAUCACGACACCAACUCUCACCCAUGGAAGCAGGAUCUCGACCUACACACCCAAGACCUACAUAACCUCCUCCGCCCCGAAACAGUCGAAUCCCUCUUCUACAUGUACCACAUCACCCAAGACCCCAUCUACCGCGAGUGGGGCUACGAAAUGUUCCAGUCCUUCGUCGAACACGCUGCCGUGCGCGACGAUAUCACAGGGGAAGUCUACGCCUACGCUUCGCUCGACACCGUCGAUUCUCUGGACAGCAACGGUAAAAUCAGAGACCGGGACAGGAGGGACAACAUGGAGAGUUUCUGGCCUGCCGAGACGCUGAAAUAUUUCUUCCUGCUGUUCAGUGAACUUGGCGGUGAGGGCGUGGCGGCAGCUUCUUCUGGUUCAGUCGUUAGCGGAAAAGCGAGCAGCAGCAAUGUAAUGCCGUUCAGGCUAGAGGAUGUGGUCUUCAACACGGAAGCACAUCCCCUUCCCCGCUUCGACAUCUCCACCAGCACAAUAUGGAAGACGGGGUGGCAGCGCAAACCACGCACAGCAUCCCCAGCAGCAGCAGCUCCUGGCGCGACUGGCGAAGAGCAGGUCCCUGUAGGCCUCGGCGUGCCUUCCUCGCCGAUCGACGCCGCUGUUGUCGCGGAUGGGAUCCGGAAGAAAUUGGCUGAUAGUAAGGACUCAUUCGAGAUCAAGCACGGCAAAAUUGGGCUGGAUGAUAAGGUCCUGGACGAGCGUGCGGCGGCGUCGGAGGCGUUGGGGAGGCACCAGGAAGCCUUGGCGGCGACAGCGACUGUGGCAGCUACGAUGGCAGCUGGGGACGCGGAGUGGGAGGAUAAAUCUUGGACUGAUGGGAGAGAUGUAGAUCACCCAAUGGGGACGCCUCAUGAGGGCGAGCCAAAGAAGGUCGAGGUACAAAGGGGAGGCAAAACGGAACGAGGUGGUGGAACGGGGCAGAAGGAAGGUGAGAAGAUCGCUGACCGCGACGCUAUAUAA
Cyphellophora attinorum is the source of this 2490-nucleotide messenger RNA. Its product is annotated as Mannosyl-oligosaccharide 1,2-alpha-mannosidase. The coding region runs from base 1 to 2490 and encodes 829 amino acids. Gene Ontology annotation, molecular function: mannosyl-oligosaccharide 1,2-alpha-mannosidase activity; calcium ion binding. NCBI's taxonomy places the organism in Eukaryota, Fungi, Ascomycota, Eurotiomycetes, Chaetothyriales, Cyphellophoraceae. Gene Ontology annotation, cellular component: membrane; endoplasmic reticulum. The record is from RefSeq and is a predicted model, not a curated record. Gene Ontology annotation, biological process: N-glycan processing; carbohydrate metabolic process. The transcript has a single exon.